AAUAGAGGGCCCUAUUUUGCUUGAAUUGAACCCUAAUUUGCAAUAAAAAAACCCCCUUUUGAUUCAAACUCCAAUGACGAACAACGAAGAUCCGCAAUCGCAAUCGACGAAGAAAACCAGAGAGUUGCCGAAUCUGUCGGAGUGCCAUUGUUGCCACCUGAGAGUCGACAUUGCCAACGCCAGCGCCAAGAGCAAGCUUCACAUCCUCUACAGCGAGUGGCGCGUCGUCCUCCUCUGCAAGAAAUGCCUCUCGCGGGUCGAGUCAUCGGAGCUCUGCUCCUACUGCUUCGCCGCCACGUCGCCGUCGCUGGAGGACUCCUUCAAUUGCUGCCAGUGUAACCGGAGAGUACACAGGCAUUGCGAUUCUGAGUAUCGAGGGAUUGCGCUGUUGUCUCAGGAUUCUUGCUUGGCGGUGGAGGUUGGGGUUUGCGCCGAUUGCUGGCUGCCGGAGUCGCUGGCGCGGUGGAGAGGGUUUAUGAGGAGUCAGAAGGCGCGAAGAAGUGGAAAAGGGAGAGCUUGUUUGGGAUUGGGGAAAUAUAGGGUUUCGGCCGUGCUGGAUGGCAGGACAAUUCGUGAUGUGUCUGGUGCUGAAGAGGGCUCAAAGGAUGUGGCUUUCGAUGUCGAUGACGAUGAUGAUGAUGAUAGUGGGCAUUUGACUGCCAUGAAUAGCUCUGCUAAGAAGCUGUGUUCGCCAAAUUUGAGUGUGUGUGUUUGUGAUUCGUCGACUGGUGUUGGUUGUUUGAAGCUGGAUAUCGAAGAGGAGAAUGAGGACGAUGACGGGCUGUUGAUCGAAGGACAAGGGAGCAGCUCCAAUGGCGUUGAUGCUCUCAAUAAACAAGAGCUAGAUGAAUGUGUGUGUGUUACAACGCCGAAAGACAAGAGGCGCAAUUCUAAACUUGAUCCUUUUUACUUCAAGUACAGGAAAAGGAGCAUGGUUAAUCAGUCUGUGGUAACAUAUAAGAGAAGGCCCAAAAAGCUCAAUCCUUGUUCUAUGUUAACAUAUAAGAGAAGGAGACCCAAAGGCCACCUCUUUGCUUGUUAUAUGUUAACAUAUAAGAGACGGAGACCCACAAUCCUAUAUGAUCGUUCAUCUUGAGACCGAUACUGAAUCUUCGAGUUGAGUGUCUGGAGAUCACAGGGCUUUAUUGUAGAAGAAGUGGCUCGCCCCCAUUGAAAUGAAGUGACUGAGCUCGGCCAUGGCGUGAUACUGAAUCUUGAUGUUACAGAACACUUGUUUGAACUUUGUGGGAAUGGACGAUCACGUACCAGCAAUCACCAGUGAACCGCUCGUCAGGCUUUCUCCUGAGAAAGACGGGGAUCCUAUGAUUCUUCUCAAGGUGCAGAGCCAACAGGGUUCUGUCAUCUCCUACAUGACCGAUCUCCAUAUGCAUCUUAAACAUGUAACUCGAGAUUACUGCAGACGUCUAAAUGUGAGCUUUGAAGUGACACGUUUCCUCUAUGAUGGAAGAAGGGUCCAACAAACCGAUACCCCUGCAAAGCUCGAGAUGGAGGAGGAUGAUGCUAUUGAUGCAAUGGUGGAUAUGAUUGGUGGCGGAGGAGGCUAUUAACUAACUCAUCAUCUUGUGAAAUUUGCCUAGGCUAGAUUACAGUCUCUAUGCUGCUUGUUUGAUGGAGAAAGAAAGACCUCUCUUGUUCAUGUUUCAUUUCUGUUGGGAAAUCUAGAUACAAUAUUUUGGAUUCAGCAGAUGUGUAGUGACUUUUUGCUUUAGUGUUGUGUUGAUGACAAUCUGCAACUGGAUGAAUGUAGUCUUUUGAUAUUUGACGAGUUGCUUCGGGUUUCGUCUAUACU
Messenger RNA from Malus domestica (apple), 1810 nucleotides. Lineage: Eukaryota; Viridiplantae; Streptophyta; Magnoliopsida; Rosales; Rosaceae. The record is from RefSeq and is a predicted model, not a curated record.